AUGGCUGAAAGGGAACCCACGACGAAGAAGAGCCAGGCUCGUCUGAGCUCUUUGUUUAGACGCAAGACAGUCAUUGAAGACAGACAUGAUCCUACUCCUCUUAGUGCACCAGUCCAGGCACCAGUCUCACACUAUCCGACGUACAUCGCCGAAUACCAGUUGAAAUCACAGCCUCAAUCACCGGUAUCUCCUCCUCAACACUCGCACAGUCUGAACCCUGGAAAAGGCAACUAUCGGCCUUAUCCUAGCCCUACUCCAGCUCCAUUUCCAAUCCCAGGGUCAUUAAUCUCCAAAAUUGAGGAGAGGGAGGCCAUGGCCAUGACAAACUCGCAAAAUUCUACUGCAGUCCCUCUCCCGCAAUCUCCGGUGUCAAAUCCUGAAGAGACAGUCGGAUUUUCUCCUGUUAGUGGAAGAGAAGUGACAGGUUUCCCACCUACAGGUCCUCAUAGUUACAACAUCACUCCCAUCAGCUCAGCUAUAUCGAGACCAAGUGUAGUAUCAACUCUCGAUUACUCUAGCCAGCAACCAUAUGAGUACACGCCUCUCGAAACAGGCUUCAUCAGACUCAUCAGAAUUGCGCCGGGCUACAAAACAAUAAUCGAAUGUGAAGUGAUCCAGGCUCUCAUCACUAACACGCCUCAAUAUGUCGCUGUAUCAUACACGUGGGGUGACGUCGGUGAUACCAAAAAUAUCGACAUUGAGGGAUCCCGGGUGCCCAUUACCGUCAAUCUUUACGGAGCAUUGGAAGCACUUCGACAAAGACAAUCAUCCGUGUUGGUUUGGGCAGAUGCUUUGUGUAUUGACCAAAAGAAUACCGAGGAGCGGAGUCACCACGUUCAGCUUAUCCACCAAAUUUAUGCCAACGCCGCGUUUGUCGCGAUAUGGCUUGGUCCUGAAGACAACGACAGCACAAGAGCAAUAGAGCUUCUGUCUAAACUCGCACCGCCGGCUUCUCAGGCUACCCCAGAUCAAGAAGUAUCACGGAUCUUGGCAGAGGGCGCCGAAAACGGAGAUCUUCUGGCUGCUGUGUCGCUAUUUGGAAGAGAUUACUGGAAAAGACUCUGGAUUUCACAAGAGAUCUUCCACGCAAAGCGAAUCGCUGUUCACUGCGGAGAGACAUUUCUCCCUUGGCAAUCAUACAAGACUGCUUCAAUGUUGUUUCGCAGACAUCAUGCUGAACUUCUUUUCAAGACAAAGGGUCCUGAUAUGAGAAGGCCUGACAAGUUUACUUGCGUGCAGACUCUGAUUCAUGGGGGACCAGCUAGCCUUCCAACUCUCAAGUCUCAGGUUCUGAAUGGACAAAACGCCCUCCUUGAAGUACUGAGAGCUAGUCGAAGUCAGAUAGCUUCUGAUCCUCGUGAUAAGCUCUACGGUAUACUUGGUGUUUUACCCGCGCAUAUUCGCAACGGUUUCCGCGUCGACUACAAUCUUUCUGUCAAGGAUGUUUACACCGAAAUUGUGGAAUUUCUUAUUCAAACCACAGAGAAGCUUGACGUUAUCUGUGAGUCUGUACAUUUCCCAAUCAACACAGGAUCCUCCAAUUUGCCUUCCUUCGUUCCCGACUGGUCCCAUAUUCCACUUACAUCGUCCAUGGGCCGCCAGUACGGCUUCAGCGCAUCAGGUCCUACAAAGGCGAUUUGCAAAUUCCAUGAUGAGCGUCUGAACAAGCUUGAAAUAUCAGGCAUCGAAAUUGAUGUCGUGCAGACCAAAGGAAUGGUUGUUGGAACUCUUUGUAAUUUGGGAGACUUCCUUAUGGCAUUUCUACACUGGAGGGCUUUACUUCUUGCAGCUGUUGAAGGCCGAACGACGUUUCAGAUACAGUUGGCAGAGGAGGCUUUUGUAGCGACGAUAUGCCUUGGGCAGAUCACUACCGGUUAUGAUAGAAGCCGCUGGAAGCUGGUAUCCUACCAGGCCAUAGUGAAUCUCUUCCGCGAUCGUCUCCUACAUCUUCCUCUUGAUGAUGUGUUACGAUCGCAUGUUGAUAUACCUACGAACAUCCCACCUGAGGCACGAAGACAGUUUUUUCAGACCAACUUUGGGGAUCGCAUGAUGGGAAGGACUUUCUGUCUUACCCAGAACCGCAGACUUGGAUUAGGAUCUGGAGCUAUGCUUCCGGGGGAUAUUGUGGUUGUGCCGCUGGGUUGCUCGACUCCUGUCCUGCUUAGACCAGAGGGAACACAGGGCGAGUAUAGAUAUGUGGGGGAUAUUUACAUUGAGAAUUACAUGUUUGGCAAGGCGGUUGAUCAGUGGCAGGCUGGAGAGAGGGAGUUGAAGAAGUAUGUUCUUCAUUAA
This is a messenger RNA of Fusarium poae, 2292 nucleotides long. RefSeq lists its product as uncharacterized. NCBI's taxonomy places the organism in Eukaryota, Fungi, Ascomycota, Sordariomycetes, Hypocreales, Nectriaceae. Bases 1 to 2292 code for a protein of 763 amino acids. The record is from RefSeq and is a predicted model, not a curated record. The transcript has a single exon.